AUGCUCUCGUAUAUAAAUCUUGUACCUCCCAUAAUCAACAUUAUCGUGCCUCUGCUCCCGCUCGUAUGGCUCUACAAGUCCAAACAGGCUCCAAAGCAGCCGACGUGCAUAGAAUCAUCUGACCUCCCACCAGUUUUCCCCAGAGCAAGCAACAAAGCUAAACCAACACAAACUACAGCCCAGAAAAACCCAGAAGACAUGCCCCAAACGGUUGGAAUUGUCGGCGCCGGUUUGGUCGGGUGUCUUGCUGGGCUUGCGCUCCACGCCAAAGGGUACGAUGUGACGAUUUUCGAAUUGAGACCAGACCCCAGGGCCAACGGUGGAAGGGCCUCGUUGAGGUCAAUCAAUUUGGCCGUCAGCGACCGGGGCAUUCGGGCAAUGAAGUAUGUCGACGAGGAUAUCGCCAAACGAGUGAUGCAGCAUGUGAUCCCCAUGAAGGGACGAAUGAUCCAUGAUAUCACCGGGAAGAAGCAGGAGUCACAGAAGUACGGGCUUUUCGGGGAAAGCAUCAACUCAAUUGACCGGUUGUUUUUAAACAAGUGCCUCUUACAGGAGCUCUCGAGGGUCAGGGUGAAGGUGUUUUUUGAGCACAAGCUCGUGAACUUGGUCAACGGGGAGCAGCCCGAGUUGAAGCUUGCGUCCAAAGAUGGGUUCGAAAAGAAAGUCAAGUUUGACUUUGUCAUUGGCGCCGAUGGAGCUCAUUCCCAGAUCAGAUACCACAUGCAAAAGGGCAUGAGAAUGGACGUUUCGCAGAAGUACAUUGACAUGCAAUAUUUGGAGUUGCUGAUUCCCAGAGUGGAAGGCGUCAGUGCUACUCACCCUUCGAGGUUUGCCAUUGACCCAAACCAUCUACACAUUUGGCCCCGGAAGGACUUCAUGUUGAUUGCGUUGCCCAACGAAGACGGCCUGUUCACGCUGACCUUCUUUAGCCCUUGGUCCACCAUCGAGCAGUUCAAGGAUGAUUCUGACAAGUUCUUGCAGUUUUUCAAGAAAAAUUUCCCGGACGCCUAUGACUUGAUUGGCGUUGACCGUCUCAAACAUGCCUUCUUGCACCAGCCUAGGGGCCUGUUGAUGCAGGUUUCUGUUAAACCGUACAGCACUCCCAACAACAGAGUUCUUCUUAUAGGUGACGCCGCUCACUCUAUGGUGCCUUUCUACGGCCAGGGCAUGAAUUGUGGGUUCGAGGAUGUCCAUGUUUUGAUGAAACUUCUUGAAAAGAACAGAAACAACCUUGUGAAGAGUAUCGGCCAGUAUACUGCUGAGAGGAAAGAGGACCUCGACGCCAUCUGCAAGCUUGCUCUCGACAACUACUACGAAAUGUCUACCAAGGUGAUUGACCCCCUAUACCUCUUGCGCAAAAAGAUCGAUUACGUGUUGGGCAAGUUGGGCACUGGAUGGCUCUUCACGUGGAUCCCCAUGUACACAAUGAUUUCCUUCAGAGGCGACAUACGGUACACUGACGCUGUGAGAAGAGAGAAGAGACAAGCCACCAUAUUGAAAUGGCUUCAGUACGGUUCUGUGGUUGUGCUAGCUGCUUUGAUUGUUUCACAAGGCAGAAGACUUCGAAAUAUUAUGGAUUUGCUUGGACACCGGAGGGCUCUGCCUGUGGUGAGGUAA
Candidozyma auris is the source of this 1617-nucleotide messenger RNA. RefSeq names its product kynurenine 3-monooxygenase (gene BNA4). The record is from RefSeq and is a predicted model, not a curated record. Gene Ontology annotation, molecular function: FAD binding; kynurenine 3-monooxygenase activity; NAD(P)H oxidase H2O2-forming activity. Gene Ontology annotation, biological process: quinolinate biosynthetic process; NAD+ metabolic process; L-tryptophan catabolic process. Bases 1 to 1617 code for a protein of 538 amino acids. The transcript has a single exon. Gene Ontology annotation, cellular component: mitochondrial outer membrane. NCBI's taxonomy places the organism in Eukaryota, Fungi, Ascomycota, Pichiomycetes, Serinales, Metschnikowiaceae.